AUGUUCCAGACAUUCAAGUCGAUCAUGAUCCUCUUCGGACUCGCCGCUCCUUACCGAUGGGCCAAUGCCCAAUGCUCGAGCUUCCGAAGGAAAAGGAAAGGGGGUCGCACCGCCUCUGGCUUUAGGGACAUGACAAGUGGUCAACUUUGGUCGCGAUCAACUGUCAACCAAAGGGCAAACAGCUUUGGUUAUCACUAG
This is a messenger RNA of Podospora pseudopauciseta, 198 nucleotides long. RefSeq lists its product as uncharacterized. The record is from RefSeq and is a predicted model, not a curated record. Lineage: Eukaryota; Fungi; Ascomycota; Sordariomycetes; Sordariales; Podosporaceae. The transcript is spliced from 3 exons. The coding region runs from base 1 to 198 and encodes 65 amino acids.